GCUUCAUUCACCAAACCAUCUUCAAUCUUCCUUACUCUACUUUUUCUUCUCCUGAUAUUGAAAAUUCCCACAAUCUUACCACCAUGCCUCACCCAAUCAUGCUCUUUAAGAAACCUUUGAAGCCUACUGAUAUCACCAAGAGACUAGCUAUCCGGACAAAGAGUCUCGAAUCCCUUCCACAUUUGAACGGAGGCCAUGCUGUAAGAUUGAAAGUUUUGUACGAGGGAAGGGCUUGGCCGAUGGUAUGCAGCACUAGGAAACAGGGGUACAAAAAACCUGUUCUCUCUAAUGGUUGGAUUCCCUUUGUUCGCCAGAACCACUUGAAAGUUGGUGAUGUAGUGACCCUCUACAAGGAGGGAGAUGAAGCAGGAUUACAAUACCGGAUAGAGGUGGACAGAGCAACCAGGGUGCCUUCACCUAAUGGAAAUUUGGGGGUCCCAACGCCUUACAAGACUAAAAAGAAAAGAGGAUUCAAGCUGAUUUGACUCUAGCACCGC
This is a messenger RNA of Rubroshorea leprosula, 497 nucleotides long. The record is from the annotation of a GenBank genome assembly. NCBI's taxonomy places the organism in Eukaryota, Viridiplantae, Streptophyta, Magnoliopsida, Malvales, Dipterocarpaceae.